AAAAAUCGGCAAUUGAUGAGAAAAACGGAACAGUAACAUUUUCUCAUUUGCAAGCUGUUAAUAUCACGGAUUACAUGGAUACUUUGACCUUGGAUGUUAAAUUUAAUAACGAUCCUAAUCAUCACCUGAUCAACAAAACCAAAACCAUAUCGUUAAAUGCUAUGUAUAAUCAUAAAACUGGUCAUACCUCUAAUCCCAAUGUCACAAUUAGCAAGGGACAAGUGAAAGGAAAUCGGUAUAAAUUUUAUUGUGAAGAUUGUUAUUCAACCGGUAACGCAACCAUAAGCCUUUACGCUCAUAUUGGACGCCAUCAUCAGUCAUUCAUCAAAUUCUCGUUGGAGGGAGAUUUAAAGCUUAAUCUAGAUUUUUUCUAUCAAGGAUAUAUCUCGACCCCCCUAAAAACUCCGAGUGCAGAACUUUAUAAAACCGGAAUCCCCGGACUUUCAAUACCAGAUAUUUUAACCGUAGGGCCUGAGAUGGCAAUUCAAGCUUCCGCAGGUAUCGGGGUUAGCCCUUCUAUUAUUCUAAGAUUCGGAAUGGAUACUACAAUAGCACUUAAAUAUACAGUAGAAUUAAUUAAGGAAAAUUUAAUCGAUAAUAUCUUUAAUAUCCAAAAUAAUGUCCACACGCCUAGAAUAGAUUUUGACGAUGAAGUGGAAGUGACUGGAUAUUUAGUACCACAAAUUAGUGCGGGCAUUGAUAUUCUUAAAAUUAAGUAUGGUACAGGUGUUGUCUUUAAUUCAGAAUUGAAAAAUAAGGUGUUCAUUGGGACAAAUACUGGAUGUGAAAAACUUACCACUCCAAAACUCUCAAUUAAGUUUGAAGAAAAAAUUGAUGGCUUCUAUAAAUUUGAAUCCAAGAAAACAAUCCCUCUAAAAACUUUCCCUCAG
Acaulospora colombiana is the source of this 890-nucleotide messenger RNA. The record is from the annotation of a GenBank genome assembly. NCBI's taxonomy places the organism in Eukaryota, Fungi, Glomeromycota, Glomeromycetes, Diversisporales, Acaulosporaceae.